GAGCAGGUGAAUAUGUCCCAGAUAAGGUGGGACCCAGGAGACAGCGGACCUGAUAACGGUGGAGGGGAAAACGCUGGCUUCUGCGGUGCUGGGAUGGGAUUGACAGUCUGAAAUGGGGAAGGGGCCCCAGGGCUGAGGGCCAGGGCUGGAAAAUGAAGGGGCUCUGGGAGAGGAAGCUUCUUGCCAGUCCCAAGAAAGAAGGGGUGGUCAGGGCGCUGCAGGGGUGAGGGCCGAGAUGAGGGUGGAUUUGGGGAGCCUCGGAAUGACAGACCCGGGUCCCGAGGGUGGGGCCGGUGUGGGAACCUCACAGAAGCCGGGGUCCCUGGGGAAGGGGCCCGGAUCGGGGCAGCUCCAAUGGGCGAAAGAGCUGUCCCCUGACCCAGUUUAAUUCAAGUCCUUGACUUUGAGAUUAAUGAGGAGAAAGGCUUGGCUGAGCUGGGGACGGGUGGGGGUGCUGGGAGUCCCCAUGUGGCCCCAGGACGGGUCCUGGCCCUGCCAAUGGGGCCUGAGCCCCUGGGCUCCGUCCUGGGUUGCUCCUGGGAAAAGGGGGCUGGGAUUGGAGAGCUCAGGGGGCGUGGAGGGGGUCCCAGAAAAGCGCGGAGGGGAUGAGUGCUGUGUUCUGAGCUAUUUGGGUCAUGGCUGGCACAGCCCUGAGCAGCUCUUCCCCGCCUGCUCCUCGCCGCCCCCUCUCCCCACACACGGGGACCGCCGUCCCCUCGCCCACAGCCUCGCGGUUACACAACGGCCACCUCCAACGCCGCCGCUCCACCGGCUCCGGCCUUGGCCCAGACUCACGCCGGCUCUGGCCCGGAGACCUCCCGAAGCCGCAUGCGGGGAUCCGCAGCCCCAGUCACCGCCAGAGGCCUUGUUGCUGGUGGCGGCCUUGGCGGGCCUGGGCUUGGGCCUGAGCCUCAUUUUCAUCGCUGUCUACCUCAUCCGCUUCUGCUGCUGCCGGCCCCCUGAGCCCCCAGGGUCCAAGAUCCCCUCGCCCGGGGGAGGCUGCGUCACCUGGAGCUGCAUUGUCGCCCUUCUCGCCGGCUGCAUUGGCAUUGGCAUCGGUUUCUAUGGCAACAGUGAGACCAGUGAUGGGGUGUCCCAGCUCAGCUCCGCGCUGCUGCACGCCAACCACACACUCAGCACCAUUGACCACCUGGUGAUGGAGACGGUGGAGAGGCUGGGCGAGGCAGUGAGGACAGAGCUGACCACCCUGGAGGAGGUGCUCGAGCCACGCACGGAGCUGGUGGCUGCCGCCCGAGGGGCUCGGCGGCAGGCCGAGGCUGUGGCCCAGCAGCUGCAGGGGCUGGCCUUCUGGCAGGGAGUGCCCCUGAGCCCCCUGCAGGUGGCUGAAGAUGUGUCCUUCGUGGAGGAGUACAGGUGGCUGGCCUAUGUCCUCCUGCUGCUCCUGGAGCUGCUGGUCUGCCUCUUCACCCUCCUGGGCCUGGCGAAGCAGAGCAAGUGGCUGGUGAUCGUGAUGACAGUCAUGAGUCUCCUGGUUCUCGUCCUGAGCUGGGGCUCCAUGGGCCUGGAGGCAGCCACGGCCGUGGGCCUCAGUGACUUCUGCUCCAGUCCAGACCCUUAUGUUCUGAACCUGACCCAGGAGGAGACAGGGCUCAGCUCAGACAUCCUGAGCUAUUAUUUCCUCUGCAACCAGGCCGUCUCCAACCCCUUCCAACAGAGGCUGACUCUGUCCCAGCGAGCUCUGGCCAACAUCCACUCCCAGCUGCUGGGCCUGGAGCGAGAAGCUGUGCCUCAGUUCCCUUCAGCGCAGAAGCCUCUGCUGUCCUUGGAAGAGACUCUGAAUGUGACAGAAGGAAACUUCCACCAGUUGGUGGCACUGCUACACUGCCGCGGCCUGCACAAGGACUAUGGCGCAGCCCUGCGGGGCCUGUGCGAAGACGCCCUGGAAGGCCUGCUCUUCCUGCUGCUCUUCUCCCUGCUGUCCGCAGGAGCACUGGCCACUGCCCUCUGUAGCCUGCCCCGAGCCUGGGCCCUCUUCCCACCCAGUGACGACUACGAUGACACAGACGAUGACGACCCUUUCAACCCUCAGGAAUCCAAGCGCUUUGUGCAGUGGCAGUCGUCUAUCUGAGCCCCUCCUCCCGGCCGGACUGGAGCCUGGCUCCCCUUUUCGUUCCUUCCCUGGCUGCCGGAGGAGACCCCACUAACCCAGCCUGCCUGGGCUCUGACCACUAACACUCUUGGCCACGGACAGCCUGCACAGGACCACCUCCCUGCCCUUGGCCACUGUGCCCCCAUUUCUGUCCUUGGCCUUGGGAGUAGCUGAGGGGGCAGACUAGGGAGUAGGGCUGGCAGGGGAGGGGGGCAGACAGCCUCGCACCCUUCAUCCCUGGCUGCCGGUCCCAUCCUUGGAGGGACUAAGCUGGGGGCGGGGGACGUGAGUCCCCCUGCUGCCCCUGCCACGUCCCAGUGGGUUCUGACCCCCCGAUCUCAACUUGUGGCACUAACUUGGAAAAGGGUUGAUUUAAAAUAAAAGGGAAGACUAUUUUACAAGCA
This is a messenger RNA of Nomascus leucogenys (northern white-cheeked gibbon), 2514 nucleotides long. It is a transcript of the gene TTYH1, whose product is annotated as tweety family member 1. The transcript is spliced from 14 exons. The record is from RefSeq and is a predicted model, not a curated record. Gene Ontology annotation, cellular component: smooth endoplasmic reticulum membrane; plasma membrane. Gene Ontology annotation, molecular function: volume-sensitive chloride channel activity; intracellularly calcium-gated chloride channel activity. Lineage: Eukaryota; Metazoa; Chordata; Mammalia; Primates; Hylobatidae. Bases 413 to 2089 code for a protein of 558 amino acids.